Messenger RNA from Gloeophyllum trabeum ATCC 11539, 195 nucleotides. RefSeq lists its product as uncharacterized. The transcript has 3 exons. Lineage: Eukaryota; Fungi; Basidiomycota; Agaricomycetes; Gloeophyllales; Gloeophyllaceae. The record is from RefSeq and is a predicted model, not a curated record. Bases 1 to 195 code for a protein of 64 amino acids.
AUGAAGUUUUUCAGUAUCGCAAUCGUUCCUUUGGUGUUCGCCGCUCUGGCCUCUGCGCAGGGCCCUUGCUACAACCAGGCGGAUCCUGACAACGGGAUUGGUAACUAUUGCUACUGCGAAGGCAACGGGUUGUGCUACACCAAUCCGCAGGGCCAGUGCAACCCGGUCGGCACGCAGAUUAAUUGCCCGGAGUAA